GGCUGCUCUCACAAAGUGUUUCCACCAGAAGGUGAACGGUACGACGUCGCGCUCGGUCCCGCAAAAGUUCGAGAUUUGAAUUGUUGGGAACGGUUUUUUUUUCUUCAUUGCCGCUGCUGUACACAGCGAGAUAUGUGAAGUCGUCAAGCGGUUAAGUCGGUCGAUAUUUGAGCCGCUUCAAGUGCAGUGAUAAUUUGAAUUCCAGUAGAGAUUUGAAACUGAAAACUUCCAAAACAGAGAGAAUUACUGAAAAUUAAAUAGUGUGACGAUUAUAAUCAAAGUGAUGAAAUCUUUCGUAAAAGUUAGUUGCAGCUGGUAACGAUGCAGCAUGCGAGCUUUGUGCACUGUCAGCGCGCCCCUCGAGGUUUGCGCACCACCGUCCCGCCCUCUGCCUCCGGGUACCAGAUUUCUAGCUUUAAAAUUAUUAGGAACACCACAGCCACGUACACUCUACUUCCUAGUCGAAGCAAAAAGUCGCGUCCGCGAAGUAUACGCACAAACAUGCCAUCACUUCUCCAAACAGGGCAUGCUGGACACCGAACUGUUUGGUCUAGCCGUGCUGAUAGAUGGCGAAUACUUGUUUGCCGACCCCGAGAGCAAGUUGUCCAAAUACGGACCAAAAAGCUGGCGUUCGUCACAUACGCACGGCUUAGACGCAAACGGCAAACCUCUCCUGGAACUACACUUCCGUGUGCAGUUCUACAUCGAGAGCCCACUAAUGCUAAGAGAUGAAGUGUCCCGACACAACUACUACCUGCAGCUCAAGUACAAUGCCAUCAACCGGGAUCUUCCGAAAGAAUAUUCCGAACAAUCGUUACUUCUCCUCGGCGGCCUUUCCCUUCAGGCAGAUCUUGGCGAUUGUCCGGAAGAGAAUGGAAUCGUUGUCGAUGGAACCAGCAGUACAAGCGGCAGCACUAGCAACUCUAGUAGUACAAGCGGAACUACCACUAGCACAACCACUUCUGGCAAUGGUUGUGGCAUCAGCAACAUCAACAACAGCAACAGUGGUAGUACCAAUAGCAAUGGUAGUACUAGUACCAGUAAUAGCAACAACAAUAAUAACAGUAUCACUAGCACUAGUAGCAGCACUAGUAACAACAACACAAUCACCUGCAACGGUAGCAAUGAAUACUUCAGGCCGGAAGACUACAUCAACCCAUCGCUGCGGUCAGCAUGGGGCAUUUCGGCACUCAACUCUUGCCAUCGGGAAAACCGCGGAAUGUCUCGAGCUGAUGCAGAAACCCACUACAUAAGAGAGGCUUGCAACCUCAACGAAGCCAUCAACGCUCAUGUGUUCCGCAUGAAGCAGAACAAGAACGAAACCGGCAUGGGCUCAGUAUCGCUAAGUAUCUACGCGAAAGGAAUUCGUAUCGCAGCGGAUAACUCCACGGCAACCACGUUCAAUUGGCCCAGCAUCGGCAAGCUGAGUUUUGAUAGGAAAAAGUUUGAAAUUCGCUCCGGCGAAACGAAAAUCACACUGUACUCGGUUAACGACGACAAAAACAAAAUGAUAUUAGCAUUGUGCCGGGAGACGCAUCAAUUUUCCAUGAAAAUUGCUCCACGUCUUACAGAAGCCAUGAAACGAGAAGAAGAGGAAAGUAGCUGCAUUCACGGCUACCCAUACCUGUACUCUCGGGCACUGAAUCUACCGUACAAAAGCAAAAGUGACCAGCGAAUAUCGGUCAUUUCCAGCACAAGCUCUAAUACUACCUCCGGUAUUGUAAGCGAUCGAGUUCAUUCCGAAGAUGAAUUGGAAAUAAUCAUCAAUACGCCACCUACAGCAACACUCGCAGCCCCUUCGACGGAAAGUCUAGCGCUAGCUCAUCUACUCGAUUGUCCUAGCGUAAGCCGGCAAACUUCUUCCGUUGGACAGGUGUCCCUCAAGGAUCUAGAAGGUACACUUGCGGCUUUGUCAAUGCGGUCGAGUACCACUGUUCGGUCAGUAUCCAGCAAUGAAGGAACUGAUACGAAAGAAAGAACCGCGAAGGAAUGCGAGUCUUCUCCGUCAUCGCAACAUAAUAUUGGAUCACAAUGUUCGUCGACAUGCAGUACUGUGGUCGUUGCUACCGAUUGUAUAAGCUUACCUCAAAACAACACCAGGGGUUCAAUCGAACGACGUCAGACAUCAACGUGCAGUAGUUUAGAACUUGGUUACAGUCAUACGGCCCAGAACAGUACGCUCAGCGUGGCAACUAGUACUUGUAUAGAUCAUGACAUCAACGAGGAAGAAGAGGAAACCAAUUCGGGAGUCUAUACACUGGCUCAUGCGCCUCCCACGGAAACCAGUGGAGUGUACACAAUGAACAGCAGUGAAAUGACGGGUCAGUCUUCAGAGAUUGCAGAAUCAGAGUCACACGAAAGCUCUCACUACGGUAGCUUCCAACCAUGCCAAAGUGAGCUAGCUGAACCUCUGGAGCCAGUCGACUCGGUAGACGGAGAUUACAGACCACGUUUGGACAGCGAUAUCAACGAGUUCCGAUUACGAUCAGAUUCUAAUGUGUCUGCAGCAGGUUCAUUCAGAGGCGAUGGAAGUGAUCCAACUGACAAUAAACACACACUGUUGAGUGCGGAAGAAUUGACCGAUUUGAUCGUAGGUCGAGGGACAUAUCCAUCGAGAAAAACAGUGAGCCACACUCUUGAUUCCGAUUGUGAUUACGUGACGUUGCCGUUGCCAUUGGAGGGCGAAAGUUAUCUUCAAGGGAGCGAAGACACUGCUCCUACGGAAGAUGAAUAUGAUGACGAUAUUCUACCCCCUGCUCCUCCGAAGAGAAUCGACAGCAACAUGCCAGCACAGCGGCAAUCACUAUUGAAUCUAGUUAGCUCCAAUGAUUCACCUCCUCCACCACCUCCACCUUAUAAUGCGCAUCACGAAACCACGGGCUUGCGUGGACCAGAUAUUCGUCCAGACGAAGCGCCCGUCAUUCCUCUUAGGGACCCUCCUCCAUAUCCCCAAAAACCAACAACGAUAGUAAGGGAACGAUCAGUUCCGCCUCCCGUCAUUCCGGUGUGUGCAUCGUCUAGCAUACAAGUAUCUGCUAUACCAGAGGAAGUCCCGGCACGUUUUAUUACCACUAGGUCUCAGAUCAACAUUCUGAAGGCUCAUACCAGUGUAGUUGGCGAAACCGCAAAGCCAAGCUAUGCGGCACCAACAGUCAACAACAUCAGUAAUCUAUCGCAGUCCCCACUUCCCACAACGGUUACGACAACGUCAACGACGCCCAGCGCACUUGGCAUACCGGUCGUUCCAUACCACAAAAGCAUUACCUCGCCUCCACCACCAUAUCCAGAAAUGCCGAAACCACCGCAUCGAACAUGCGUCUUGCUACCGGUGAUCAAACCUCGACAAUAUCACCCACCUCCACCACCAUCAAUGCCACGACAACCUCCACCACCACCCCCAGCUCAUUCACUAGCUACUGUGUAUACCGGGCAACUUGCGCGGUCCCAGAUCGAACUAUAUCAACAACAACUCUACAGUGACGUAGAUUAUGUCAUCUACCCGAUCCAGGAUCCCUCAAUUAGUCAGCAGGAGUAUCUUGACGCCAAACAAGGUUCAAUACUAGCAGCAAUGGCCCAAAGUCCCCCUCCACCACCGUAUCUUGCCUAUCACACAGUUCGAGCCCAUAACCGAAGCUGGGAAGCAUGCAAGAACCAUGCCAUCUAUAGAAGCACCCCAUAUCUCUCUAUGGCAUUAUCAUCAAACUCACGUUACGCUUCUACACAAAACCUUUCCGACACCUACGUUCAACUACCCGGAGCGUACUCUCCCUUAUACAGCCCAUCUGUGGCUAGCCUUUGCUCAUCAUAUGAACCACCUCCACCACCUCCGUUACGCCCAAGACCAGUAUCCAGUAGUUCGUCGUCCAUGUUUGUGAGAUCUCGAUCCGACGACAACAUUCUAAACUCCGUCGAAAGCACUCCCAAAAUAAGGCGACUUCCACCUCCACCACCACCACCACCAUACGAAUCAAGAAAAACUACUCGAAAGCCACCGAUACCUCUUCCUACUCCUGAGAAACAAACGCCACCAGCUGUGAAAGCUGUAGCUACCAUAUCUAAACCUCCAGAAGUCCCAGCGAAGCCCACUCCCACGAAACCAUGUGGACCGAGUGCAAAACUACAAGCUCAAAUCAGGAAGCAAUAUCCGGAUAUCGAUUUCAGCACAUCCAUCGACAUUAGGACUCUGCGGGAGAAAAGCAAAAACCUUGAUCUUCCCCUCAUAUCUGCCCUAAUGCAUGAUCGGUCCCUUUUGAAACAGACGCGGGCCUUCGUAAUGCCCAAACAUCCCAAAGCUGGCCUCAACAGCUCACCCAAUGGCGUCAGCAAUGUCGCCAAUACCAGUCCCAGCCAGCAAAAUCUCCUGAACCACAAGACCAACAAAUAUCCGGUGUCCGGUCUGAGCACCACCCAGCUUGCCAAACCCCGCAAAUCAUCUAUCGUGAGCCAUCGGCAUCCGAAUGAUAAGCUGCCACCGCUACCGGGUCAAACGGCAACCGAGGGUAACAACUACGUGAUGGAUCCAUCGACUCCGGCCAAGCAAAAGAGCUACAGCUCCUCACAACCCAGUGCCUGAAAUUUCAGUAUCAACACAAACGCUUGGCCGUCGGUUGACUAUUGCAGCCAUCAACGUCGUUGUCAGAUCAAAUACGAUAAUUUUACGCUGAAAACGAUAGACUUUUACAUUUGGAAACCUAUUGUGUCAUGCUAAAGCUAAGAUAGUAGAUUUUUGUCAUCUUAAUCGGGAGAGAAAAGUUUGUGUUACUUGCAUUUUUAUAAAAUGGACCUAUAAUUUGUUGUACUACUUUCUCCUUUAGGAUAAAAACCAAUCCAUGAAAAUCGAAAGGAAGUUUUGGAACGAAACUCUGUACGUACUCUGUUUCUUUCCAAAAAUGAACAUUAUCGCUGUUAAUUUUGAUCAAAUGUAGUAAUUCUCUCUGUCAAAAGACACACCAAACACCUCCAUCGUUCCAUGCUUUCUUUCGGUUUUCAAAUCCAUAGUGCGAGCUAAAAUCGGCCGAAUGUCAGCUCACGAAUAACAAGCAUCUAAACACGGACACAUAUUAGAUUGUUAACACAAAGUAUCUUUCUUUAGUGGAAUGUACUCAGGAUAUUUUUAUAAAAACAAAACUCGUUCUCUGAUUUGAGUGUAAGUGUGUAAAUUGGUUUUAGCAAAAAGAGAAGUAGAAAGGCACACAUAGUAUCACUGUUCCGUAAACAGAAAUAUCUAAUAGGUACAAAAUUGUUUAUCGAUCAACUAUUUGGCAUUGAAUUCUUUCCGAACCUUAAACCGUUUCGAAAAUAUUCCAUUAAAUUCGUGCCAAAUUUACCCGCUAAGUAGAGUUCAUCCUAAUCGUAUCGAAAAUCUGUAGAAUAGAUAGAGUAAAUUGAAAGCACAUACAAGGAGGACAAGACUAAUAAUGACUUAGAAUAAAGCAACUUUAAGAAGUGAAUGCAAAGCAAUAACUGAAACCCUCUGUCACCGGAAUGUUGACGGACACGCUGUAUAAAUAGAAUUGAUCUACCUAUCUAGAAGGAAAAGCCCUUGUAAUUCUGGAAAAUUGGAACAAAAAUCUCGAAGAAUCAAUACACUCAAAGUGAGUCGCCAUAUUUAUUUGUUACUGCAAGAGGUGAAAAAGAUUUAGCCAAGAAUGAGCGCGAAGUAGAAAUGAAUGAGUGCGCUUGUGAGGAGAACAUUUUCUUUGGAUAAGCAGAAACCCGGUUAAUACAAAAAAUAUAGUGAGCUAGACAGGGGCAAGUUUAUGAUCAUAGUACAUUUUUGCUCAAAAUACCUAUUGUAGGCAACCUUUGGUGUAAGUGGUGCACAUGUGCAUUGGUUUAGGUUACGUUGAAUUUUAUUUAAAAUAUUUUAUUUUAACACCGUUUCGAGCGAGAGAUAAUGGCGUGUAUUUUUUACUAGGGAACCAUUGACAAAAGAAAACGAGUACGAACUGUUUCUAGGGAGUAGUAAAGUAAUCGUUAUGUUUUCCUAUAGAUAUUUUAAAUAGUUUUUUAUUAACAUUCUCUCUACUCAACACAACACAGCUAAGGUUGACAUAUGUACAGAACAGGCUAGCGAGAUAAGCUACUAGUAGGUUAGAAACUAUUUGAAUUUUCUUCUUUAUAAGAAAAAAUCCAGAAAA
This is a messenger RNA of Aedes aegypti (yellow fever mosquito), 6140 nucleotides long. It is a transcript of the gene ex, whose product is annotated as protein expanded. NCBI's taxonomy places the organism in Eukaryota, Metazoa, Arthropoda, Insecta, Diptera, Culicidae. The coding region runs from base 329 to 4573 and encodes 1414 amino acids. Gene Ontology annotation, biological process: positive regulation of hippo signaling. Gene Ontology annotation, cellular component: cytoplasmic side of apical plasma membrane; cytoskeleton. The transcript is spliced from 6 exons. The record is from RefSeq and is a predicted model, not a curated record.